This is a messenger RNA of Astyanax mexicanus (Mexican tetra), 2273 nucleotides long. RefSeq names its product LRAT domain containing 2b (gene lratd2b). Bases 659 to 1486 code for a protein of 275 amino acids. The transcript has a single exon. NCBI's taxonomy places the organism in Eukaryota, Metazoa, Chordata, Actinopteri, Characiformes, Acestrorhamphidae. The record is from RefSeq and is a predicted model, not a curated record.
CUGUGCGGAUAUUUAGUCCGGGGAGGGAGAGCAGCUUUCGGCACAACACCGAGCGGAGCGGAGAGAGGAAACUCGGUUUGGGGUGAAAGAGGCUGAAACCGGCCGCGAGUUACUACAGCUUUAAACUUCUGAGGGGGAACCGGAGGCGGAGAGGGAGGACCGCCGUGUUUCUCCGUGUUUCUGCGUGUUUCUCGGUGUUUAUUACCGAGACGACCUCGCUCGCGCUCGUCUUCCGUCGCUGGACUCCAGGAAGCGAACAGGUGAAACACACCUGUUCACACAGUUCAGCCAGGACAGGACAGCCAUGCGCGCGCUCUGAGCACUGAACCCGGGGAAACCUCGAGAAACUCGCUCCAGUUCUGCGGUUUGAGGAUUUUUAAUAGAUUUAUAAUCUCAUACAGCAGCAACAUGGACUAAAUUAAGGAAUUAAGGACCUGUAUCGCGUCGGAGAGGAAGACGUCUUCACUUGACCUUAAUUUACGUUCAUUAACGAUUCGUGCACACGUCACAACGCCGUCGUGUCUACAUCGUCUGCGUUGACAUUGUUGUUGCUGUUAUUUCUGCUGUUUUAAAAAGUCUCUAAACUCUUGGAAAUUGUUGAAAAAAUAAAAAAGAAGCCUAAAAAAACUUGCUAAAACCCACAAAAAAAGACGUUUUAAUGGGCAACCAAGUGGAAAAACUGACCCAUUUGAGUUACAGCGAAGUUCCCACAGCGGACCCCAACGGAUACGAGCCAACGGAGGAUGACUGUCCCCGAAUCGGAGUGUCCUACAUCUUCUCCAAUGACGACGAGCAAGACGACAAUGUCGACGGCAAUGCCGACGACAUGGACAAGGACGACGACGGGAACCGAUACGACGGAAGGAACGAGUUGGAGUGCGUCGUCUACUAUCGCGACGAGACCGUGUACGAAAGGACCCCCAGGUCCAUCGAGGCGGCCACCCAGCCCUGCGAGAACCUGCUGAACGACUCCAAAGCCGGGGACCUGCUGGAGUUCGUGGCCGCCGGGCAGUACCCACACUGGGUCGUGUUUGUUGGGGACUUGCAAGUAGUCCACCUGCACAGGGGCGAGAUCAAGGUGGACUUCCUGGUGGACGCUUGUCAGGGACGACGAGGGCGAGUUGUAAACGAGUUGUACAAAUUCCGCCCCCUGCGGCCGGCUGCGGUGGUGCAGGCUGCAAUGGACCAAGUUGGGGUUAAAGAUGGGGACCUGUGCUGGAGGAACUCUGAGUGUUUCGCCGCCUGGUGCCGCUUUGGCCGCCGGGAGUUUAAGGUGGGAGGCGAGAUCCGAAUCGGCAAGCAGCCGUACAGGAUGAAGCUGCAACUGAGUGAGAAGAAGAGCCACGUCUUGGAGUUCCAGAGCUUGGAGGACUUGGUCAUGGAGAAGAGAAGGAACGACCAGAUCGGACGGGAGGCCGUACUGCAAGAACUGGCCAACCAUUUGAACUGCAGCGAGGAGGUUGAUAGCGGCUACGGUUGUAACUGAUGAGGCAACCUGCCUGAUUGGCUUGUUCAUUGGCCUGCUCUGGCCUCAGACGCCCUACCUGAAACCCUACCUGUGUGUCAUUUCCUGCUGAUUCACAUCUGAUGCAGCUCUCUCGACAAGGAGAAGUGGAUGGUUAAGUAAUUGCAUCACUCAGGUUGUGGGGGGAGCACAGAACAGUGCUGUGCAAUGCUGGUGGACUUCAGGAACCUAUUGGCUCCAUUUCUUUUGAAGGAUUAAAAUAAUAAUAAUGUACUUUUUUUUCUUGCUUCACCCUCUUGCUUUGUCUCAAGCUGGUGGUUUUAGGUCAGCGAAUGCUGGAAAUGUACUGUUAAAGGGGUAUUCCACUGAUUUCUACAAAAUUUCUGUAAAAUGGUUAAUAAAUGGUUAAGUAAGGCAAAGUGGUCAUUCAGAGUGGGUUUGGUGUGGAACGCUGCAUUCUAGGAAACCUAGGAACCAAGGACAGAGUUGUUGUUAUUUACAGAUGUGGAUAGAAAAGUCUGAAGAAUGUAAUGCCUCUAAAUGCUACAACAAUGCAAUAAUACAAAAAAAAGGUUUCUGUGUGAAAAUGAAUAUCAAAUAGCUAAAAAUAAUAAUACACUGAAAUGUAUGAGACAUUGUAUGAGAUCAAUAGUUUUGACACAAGAACAAGGCAUUGUAAGUCAAAAUAAUCCCUCCAAAUAUUUUAGAUUAAACAAAACAUAAGUAAAUUCAUAUAUCUAGUGUUUGUAAGGCAUAACUACUUUUUAUUGGACGAUAUAUCAUACAAGAAAUUUACAAAAAAAAACAA